AUGGUGUACAGUGGUGUUAUGAGACUGAUAAUGUCACCUCAGGCCAUGAUAGCUGCAGGAAGGUUUAUAAGUUGCUACCGCAACCUUUGGCUGGCCGAUAUGUUCGUGCGCCUUGGUCAUGUCGAGUGGGGCGGAGGCAUGGCUGCUUGUCGCGACAUCGAAUCUCAGCGUCACGAAUCUCAGGGAUCCCUGGAGAACACGACAAUGAUUGGGAACGAUGGGCCGACCAACUUGGAGAAGGAGCAGUCCCCAACAUACAUAUCCAAAGAGAAAGCACGAAUCGCUGCAUCUCAGGUGAAUGGGCCUGUACUGGUGGAGGACGCCUGCCUAUGUUUUAAUGCGCUCAAAGGCCUACCAGGACCCUACAUAAAGUGGUUUCUUGAGAAGAUUGGGCAUGAAGGUUUAAAUAAUCUGUUAAAAGCUUAUGAAGAUAAAUCAGCGUUCGCUAUGUGCAUCUUCUCUCUUGCUCUUGGACCUGGAGAGGAACCAAUCACAUUUGUUGGCAAAACUGUGGUAAGAUGCCAUUUUCUGUUUGGAAAGAUCGUGCCUGCUAGAGGCCCUAACGAUUUUGGGUGGGAUCCUGUGUUCCAGCCAGAUGGUUUUGAACAAACAUAUGCUAAGAUGCCCAAGUCAGUGAAGAACUAA
This is a messenger RNA of Zea mays, 645 nucleotides long. RefSeq names its product inosine triphosphate pyrophosphatase-like. NCBI's taxonomy places the organism in Eukaryota, Viridiplantae, Streptophyta, Magnoliopsida, Poales, Poaceae. Gene Ontology annotation, cellular component: cytoplasm. Gene Ontology annotation, molecular function: nucleoside triphosphate diphosphatase activity. Bases 1 to 645 code for a protein of 214 amino acids. The record is from RefSeq and is a predicted model, not a curated record. The transcript has 11 exons. Gene Ontology annotation, biological process: nucleoside triphosphate catabolic process.